Cydia pomonella (codling moth) is the source of this 8282-nucleotide messenger RNA. RefSeq names its product phospholipid-transporting ATPase ABCA3-like. Gene Ontology annotation, molecular function: ATP binding; ABC-type transporter activity; ATP hydrolysis activity. The record is from RefSeq and is a predicted model, not a curated record. Bases 1440 to 6677 code for a protein of 1745 amino acids. The transcript has 33 exons. Gene Ontology annotation, cellular component: intracellular membrane-bounded organelle; membrane. Gene Ontology annotation, biological process: lipid transport; transmembrane transport. Lineage: Eukaryota; Metazoa; Arthropoda; Insecta; Lepidoptera; Tortricidae.
UUAAGGUAUUGUCCAAACAUACAGUUGCUGUUAGGUUGAGAAAUAAUACGAAUUAUUAUGUUCAGUUGCUACUUGAUCAUUCGGCGAAAUGAAAUUAUGCGAAAAAUUGGUUGGGAAAGACAUUCGGCAAUGAUUUAGAGAACCGUGUAUAGUAUGAGUACAGAUACGUGUAUGAAUAUGAGUUUGAGUAUUAGUAUGGGUCAAUGUUAGGGUAUUGACACUAUAUUAACAUAGAAUACGUAUAUGUAUAUGGUAUAGGUAUGAGUUACGAGUAUGUUAUAGGUAGUAUAGGUACGAUUAUGGUAUGAGUAUGAAAUAUAUAUGUAUAUGAGUAUUAGUAUAGGUAUAGGUUACGGUAUAGGCAUAGGAUAGGUAUAGUAUGGUAUAGGUACGAGUUACGAGUAUUGUAUGGGUAUGAGUGCGAAUAGAGUAUAGUAAGAGAACCGUAUGGUAUUAUAGGUAUGAGUGUAGUAUGGGUAUAAGAACUGUCGCACGGCGAGGCAGUGAAUUAUUCAACUUUUAAUUUAUUUACCUAUAAGCUUAAUAGUAUUGUAUGCAGACGCUUCUGCUCAAUACAAAAUUAAUAUAAUGACUUGGCAAUCGCACACAACGCUUUGCUCGUACUCAUAUGUAUGUAACGUAUGUGUAUUGCUCAAACUGCAUGCCAAGUCAUUAUAUGAAUUUACAAAUAAAGAUAUCUAAUAUUGAUUAGAAGACCUAUGCGAUGGACUGACAAAAUCUGAUCUCGAAUCGCUAAUCUUGGUGCGAGAUUGCAUUCCCUAGUUGCGAGACUUCCAUCUUUUUAGUUACAACAGGCCAAUUCAAAUUUGAAUUAUGCUGGAAUUAUGGCAUCAACAUAAUAUCAAGUUCGCGCCAAUGCAUGUACGGAGUAAGGACAAGUAUUUACGAGCGAAAUGCACGCGCAACUGACAUAAUUCAGCUAUCAUUUUGAUGUCACUAUGUACGUAAGUUUGAAUUGGCCUUAAGUACCUGAUGGUUAUACACAAUCGCUCGAAAAUGUAAAUAGUUUACUUUAGAAUUUGCAAUGUAGUUGUUAGGUAGGUGCUAUAUUAAUAUUCAGUUCACUAAGGUGUAUUCUAGUAUUUAGAUAUUUCAGUAUAAUUAUAUUGAAGGGCAUCUAUUUGCGACGAUGUUUAAUCACAGGGAAAGGUAGAUAACGUGUAAAUAUUCGAAAUAAUCGUCAUCGACACUAAUCAGCGGCUUAUCACUGCGGGAAUUUAUCAGCGAAGCUACGAAUAGUCGUAUCCUAGCCAUUGUUCACCUUAUGUUUACUGGCGUACCAUCAUCAGUGUUAUUUAUUUAUUUAAGGUACUGAAUAAAUUUGUUUCAAGUAUUGAUGUUUAGUUUUAUAGUGUAUUUCAAAAGUGCAACCGAAUAAAAAUAGUGAUUUAUUGCUGUGUUCCCAUUACCAGUGAGCAAUGAAGGGACGGAGCACAGCGCGCGUAACCGGCGCCGGCACCAAGUUCCGCCUGCUGAUGUGGAAGAACUUCCUGCAGCAGUGGCGGCACCGCGUCCAGACGUGCGUGGAGGUCAUACUGCCCGUGUUGACCCUGGCGCUGGUACUCAUCCUGCGCUCGCAGAUAGAACCCACGGUAGAAAGCGUUAUGACCUACCCAGCGUUACCUGCGCACACAUUGAAUUAUUCGUUAAAUGUUCUCGCAGGCAUGAAUUUCAGUCAGUUGUCCAUCGCAUACUCGCCUGAGAGCCCCGUCCUCGAAAGAGUGAUGAGAAGGGCGACUGCUAAAUUAAUUACUCGAAACCUAAAAGGCCUGAUACAGAUGAUACUAGAUCAAUAUCCAGACUAUGCUGACAUAAUACCACCCGAUCUAGAACUACCGGAUUUAUCAGAAAUUCCUAUAAAUGGAACACUUAUUACUGAGAUUAUUGAGAGAAUCGUUGGGUUAAGAGUAUAUGCUUAUAAUAGCAGUGAAAGUUUGAGAGGCCUGUAUUCGUCAGAAGAAGUAACAAGGCAUGUUAUAGCAGGGGUGGAGUUUGAUGACGAGCUUACUGGUGCCACCCAGCUGAGCAGUAACUUACGAUAUUCCCUGAGAUUUCCGGAGAGACCGAGACAAUUUGCAUUUUACUCGCGAGGGUCACAGUCGUGGCACACCGACUUGACGUUUCCAUCAUUUCAAAUUCCCGGUCCGAGGAACCCGUAUUCUUGGGAAGGUGGCAAUGCUCCAGGAUACGUAAACGAAAUGUUCAUAGCGAUUCAGCAUUUAAUAUCGAUGGAGCUCAUAGCUGAGGUUACUGAACAAGACUUUGGCAACUUCAGUGUGGCUAUACAGAGAUAUCCCCACCCUCCGUACAUACUGGACUUGGCCGUGGAAGCCUUGCAGUUCCUGAUGCCGAUGUUCAUAAUGAUCAGCUUUAGCUACACUGCUGUAAACAUCGUCCGGGCUGUUACCGUUGAAAAAGAACUGCAACUUAAGGAAACUAUGAAGAUUAUGGGACUUCCCACUUGGUUACACUGGACAGCGUGGUUUUUUAAACAAUUUAUUUAUCUCCUGAUCAUAGCGAUUCUAGUUGUGAUUCUAGUUAAGAUCAACUGGUUUACGAACGAAGAGGGUUUUAGCGAUUACGCUGUAUUUACGAAUACGCCAUGGUCAGUGCUUCUUUUCUUCUUACUGUUGUACUUAGCCUGCACGAUAUUCUUUUGUUUUAUGGUCAGCGGGUUCUUCUCUAAAGGUAGCACAGCAGCCUUAUUCUCUGGAGUGAUCUGGUUCCUGACGUACCUGCCAGCUUUUAUGCUAUUGAUGGACGUUCAGGUCUCGUCGGCUGUGCAAGCGAUCUUCUGCCUCAGCAUCAACACUGCCAUGGCGUUUGGAUUUCAGCUUAUACUUGCCAAAGAAAGUGCUGGAGGUAUGCAAUGGGGCCAAUUCUGGGAAGUGACCGAUCUGGAUUCAAAUCGUUUCGUGUUCGGAACCGUGGUGGUCAUGCUAGUCACCGAUUGCGUGUUGUACAUGCUGAUUGCCCUCUACUUGGAGCAGGUGCUACCCGGGCCAUACUCAGCUCCUAAGCCCUGGUAUUUUCUAUUCCAGAAAAGCUUUUGGUUGCCAAAUAGAAAAAUUACGGCAGUUGACGGUUCAGACCAUUCUAACGAUACUCCUAAUAUCAUUAUGGAAAAGGUUUGCGAAGAGCACACCAUCGGAGUUAAAAUGACGAAUUUAACGAAAGUGUACGCGAAGAACGUGGCUGUCAAUAAUUUGUGUCUAGACAUAUAUGAUGGACAAAUCACCGUUUUACUUGGACACAAUGGCGCCGGAAAAUCCACUACCAUUUCUAUGCUAACGGGCAAUACAGAAGUAACUAGCGGUUCAGUGUGGGUGGCGGGGUACGACAUCUCGCAGCAAACAGCGGCAGCCCGCGCCAACCUCGGCUUCUGUCCGCAGCACAACGUACUGUUCAACGAGCUGACCGUCAGGGAACACUUAGAAUUCUUCGGAAGACUGAAGGGUUUCACGGGCCAAGACCUUCAGGAGGAUAUUGAUACAUUGAUUACAAAGUUAGAGUUGGAUGAGAAGCGUGAUUACCAGUCGGCCGGACUCUCCGGAGGGCAGAAGCGGAGACUAUCGGUUGGUAUAGCCCUGAGUGGCGCACCACGUGUAGUGUUACUCGAUGAGCCCACCUCCGGCAUGGACCCAGCGUCUCGGCGCGCCCUCUGGGAUCUACUGCAAAAGGAGAAAAUGGGGCGAUCGAUGAUCCUCACAACUCAUUUUAUGGACGAGGCGGACAUACUUGGAGAUAGAGUCGCUAUAAUGUCGAGCGGGCGACUACAAUGCGUCGGUUCACCAUACUUCCUCAAAAGUCACUAUGGAGUCGGUUACACGCUGGUGGUUGUCAAAAGAGAAGGCUUCCAACUUGAGUCUUGUACGGAGAUCAUCGGGCGACAUAUACCAGGAAUAACGAUCAAGGAAGAUAGAGGGACCGAAGUCACAUACGCUUUAACUAACGACCAGUCGGAUUUAUUUGAAGCAAUGCUAAACGAUUUGGAGGCGAACGUCGAUACCGUUAAAUUUAAAAACUAUGGUCUGACAGCUACUACCCUCGAAGAUGUUUUUAUGUCAGUCGGCUCGGAUGUGGCUCCCACCGCUUUUGACGAUGUGGAAACUAAUACGUCUGGAUUAACUGAUGAUCUAAUAGCGGACAUGGAUAUGUUAUCAAUGGAUCAAAUGGACAAGGAACAGGACAUGCUAAGUGGGUGUCGGCUCUGGAUGCAGCACGUCUUGGCCGUCUGGUUUAAGCUGUGGCUGGUGUGGUCGCGAUCAUGGAUGCUGCUACUGAUGCAGGUGCUAGUGCCACUGCUAAUGAUCAACAUCACGCUUGGGAUUCUCCAGUGGGUCAUGUCGGUGCAGCCGACGGUCAUACCGAGGGCGCUAACGCUUGCACAAGGUUUUGUAGAAACGGAAACAGUACUCUCUUACAAUGGUACUUCGCACAACUCGAUUGGUGGACUCGCCAAGGCCGCAUACGAAUACGUGUUCAGUUCGAGUAAUAUUGAAACUAUGAAGAUUACAGUCGUGGAGAAUGAAGCCGUCGAUGACUACUAUUUGUAUAGGACUAAUGAACCCUCGCAAAUGGCAUUUCUACGAAGCCGAAUGCUCAUCGGAGCCACGUUCGAUGAGGACUCUGCCACGGCUUGGUUCAGCAACUUCGGAUACCACGAUGUGGCCAUCUCGCUGAGCGCCGUGCACCAGGCUCUGCUCAAGGCGUGGGACCCGAACGCCACUCUCAGCGUGUUCAACUACCCGCUUGAAGUUAAUUAUGUGGAUCAGAGCAACAUGCAGUCCUAUGUUGCAUAUCUUUCCAUGCAACUCUCAUCGGGCAUAGCAAGCAGUCUUGGCAUCGUGAGCGCAGUUUUCGUUAUGUUCUAUAUCAAGGAACGCAUUCUUCGAGCCAAGCUCCUUCAAAAGGCCGCUGGCAUCCAGCCGAUCGUCAUGUGGGGCAGCGCCGCGGUGUUCGACUGGGCGUGGUUCUGCAUCAUCUCUGUGACAAUCGUCAUCUCUUGUGUAGCCUUCCAGGUUAUUGGUCUCAGCACGGUUUCAGAAUUAGGUCGGAUGUACUUAGCUCUGAUGUUGUACGGCGCCGCGAUGCUGCCGCUGCACUAUCUAAUGUCGUUCCUGUUCAGCGGGCCUGCAAUGGGCUUCGUCGCCGUGUUCUUCAUUAACGUUCUAUUGGGUCAAAUGGGUCCACAGAUCGUGGAGGCGCUACUAUCUCCUCAGUUAGACACGGAGCACGUGGCGGAGAUCCUCGACUACAUAUUGCAGAUAUUCCCGCUCUACAGUCUCAUCAGAUCCAUCACAUUUCUAAGCCACGUAGGCUUGACGGAGUGGUCGUGCUUGCAAGCAUGUGAUUACCUAUCAGCCGUCUUGCCCAUUGGCGAGUGCUCCAUGCAGACCAUGUGCCAUUAUAACUACACUGCUUGCUGCGUACGAGACGACCCCUUUUUCGAGUGGGAAGAGCCUGGCAUUCUGCGCUACCUGACUUGCAUGUUGGUUUCCUGCGUGGUCUUCUGGACCGUGCUCAUGUUCAUUGAAUACGAUGUAUACCACAAGAUCUUUAACUGGACGAAAACCCCACCGCCUCUCGACGAAAGCACCAUAGACCCUGACGUUGUAGCCGAGAUGAAACACGUCGAGCAAAUCAGCAAGGCCAACUUAACACAGCAGAGCCUUGUGGCUAAGGGCCUAUCGAAAUACUACGGGAAGCAUUUAGCUGUCAAUCAGGUUUCUUUCACGGUGGCAGAUGGGGAAGUAUUUGGUCUCUUGGGGGUGAACGGCGCUGGCAAGACGACUACCUUCAAAAUGCUGAUGGGCGACGAAACCAUCUCCAGUGGAGACGCCUUCGUUAGUGGCUACUCUGUGAAAACAGAUAUCAAUUCUGUACAUGAGAAUAUAGGGUACUGCCCGCAGUUCGACGCUGUUUUCGGCGAGCUGACGGGCCGGGAGACGCUACGACUGUUCACUAUGCUACGCGGUCUGCCGACCCAGUACGCCUCCAUGCGAGCGGACCUGCUCGCAGACUCGCUAGGCUUCACCAAGCACCUAGAUAAGCGGGUAGAGCAGUACUCGGGAGGUAAUAAACGAAAGCUUAGCACGGCUAUAGCGUUGCUUGGAUUCACGCGACUUGUAUUCGUGGACGAGCCAACGACGGGAGUAGACCCUGCAGCUAAGCGACAGGUCUGGCGUGCCAUUCGCGGCGCGCGGCGCGCGGGACGCGGCGUGGUGCUGACGUCACACAGCAUGGAGGAGUGCGAGGCGCUCUGCUCGCGGCUCACCAUCAUGGUCAACGGCAACUUCCAGUGUCUCGGCACGCCGCAACACUUGAAGAACAAGUUCUCUGAAGGAUUCACAUUAACGUUAAAAAUGAAAAUGGACGAGGAAAGUACGGAUUCAAUAGCUGGCGCGCGCGGCAUUGCUGCGGUAAAGCGUUACGUAGAGACCAAUUUCACCGCUCCCAAGCUAAUGGAAGAGUACCAAGGCUUACUAACUUACUACCUGCCAGACAGAAGCGUUGCGUGGUCCAAAAUGUUCGGCACAAUGGAACGCUGCCGGCAAGACCACGACGUGGAGGACUAUACCAUCUCACAAACCACGUUGGAACAAAUAUUCCUGCAGUUUACAAAGUACCAAAGAGAAAUGACAGAAAGGUUAUAGUAUAAGUACGACAAUGACUUCGUGUCUUCAAUACAGUAAUGGAAUCUUUUAUUCUUGGCAGUGAAUGAAUUAUACUUAACUACCAAGUUGGUGCAAACUUAGCGUGGUCGGAGUCUAGGUACUCCUCAUGGGAAAAUCAGAUGUGAUUUCCGAUAGCUGAUUUUCUGGUUUCUUUAAGAUAAGUAAUUGGUGCUAUACUCCAGUGUUUCUUAUGGAUGCCGGGCGUCCCGAAGAGAAAGCCUAGUGGUAUUAGACUUCCCCCUGUAUAUCGGUGAGAAAUUCGAUUCCUGCAUUAAGUACACGAAAGCAUCGUUAAUCUAGUGUGUUCAUACAUAAAAUCAUAGAAGUAAGCUAAUACUAACAGCAACCCUCUAACCCUUUUUCACGCAUACUUAGUACGAUUUAUCUACCACAUACGCCAAUAGAAUUUCAACUUUAGUAUUCCGAUUUAAGGUUCAAAUUAUAUUGGACUUUAGGAAAAGGUGACCUGUCUUCAAAUGAGUCAACAAAGAUGGAUUAAUUCAUUCAGUUAUUAUUACUAUAGAGAAGCCAUACCAAACAAUCAAACUGUCGCAAUCGCAGCCUAUGACACGCGACCAAAACGUAAGUGCCGUAAAAAAUUAAUGGCGCUUACGCGUUUAGGUCGCGAGAUUAACGGUUCGCUUCUAUGAUUUGUUGUCAAAACAACAACUCAUGGCGCCAAAUACUGGUUCUCUGUACCGGUUCUAUAAUCUAUACGUAGUAAUAAUAGUUCAAUGGAUUAAUUUGAAUAUAUUUGAAUUUUUUGGAAAACCUUGUAGAUUGGUGCGGCCUGGAAAAGGGCUCCACUGACCAUUAGUGAACCUUAUGGCUUUGCAAUAGGGUUUAAGAAUCAUCAGUUAUGUGAACGAUAGUUGAUGAUUGUAUAAACUCCGACUAAGGUCUGCACCGACUGUGAAGUGCCAAUGUAAUGGUGCUCCCACAUUGGCUGUUAUAAAAUGUUAUAUAACAUCGUGUGACACGGACAAUAUGCCCCGUCACACAAUGUUAUAUAACAUUUUAUAAGAGCCACUAUGGGGGAGGGAAUGCAAUGUCAAUCUCGAAAUCGCGAGAUCACGCAUGAAAAAUUUGUGUCAAUGAAGUUUAGAUUUCGACCGUCAGAAUUUCGAGAUCGAGAUUGGCAAAGUAAUUAAAAAUACAGUUAUUUUCAUCAACAAUCCAUUAGAACCAGCAAAUUUUGGUUCGAGAUUACUUUCCUAACUGCAAACAAUUAUUUUCAUAGGAAUAUGACGUUUAUUGUUGCACUUCCAGUCCUGUCCGUGCAGUUAGCUUAGUCCGCUCUAGCAACUUUUCGCCAAAAGUUAUGUAAAUAAUUUAUAGUCGCUAAUUUUAGAAAAUUGAAUUGCUAGAAUUCAUGACAAACACAUGAACUGAAUGAAUUCUAGCAAUAACAUUUACUUUUUUUUUAUAUACCACGACAGUGGCAAACAAGCAUACGGCCCGCCUGAUGGUGAGUAGUCACCGCAGCCUAUGGACGCCUGCAACUCCAGCCGUGUUACAUGCGCGUUGCCGACCCUUUAAAAACUUGUACACUCCUUUUUGGAAGAACCCCAUACUGUAGACCCU